Molecule: messenger RNA, 3338 nt
Organism: Apodemus sylvaticus (European woodmouse)
Lineage: Eukaryota; Metazoa; Chordata; Mammalia; Rodentia; Muridae
Gene: Mad2l1
Product: mitotic arrest deficient 2 like 1
Exons: 6
Coding region: 152-769 (205 amino acids)
Biological process (GO): mitotic spindle assembly checkpoint signaling
Cellular component (GO): cytoplasm; kinetochore; nucleoplasm
Source: RefSeq, a predicted model, not a curated record
GCCACGUAGGUGGGGCUUAGGGCUCGUUACGCCUGCGCACUGAGUAACCGGCGGCCUGCGUAGUUACUUUUGAACGGAGUGGCGGGGAAUAGCUGUAAAAGCCUUUUGGGCGCCGUCUGCGGUUGAUAAGUGUUCUCCGCUCGAUCUAGUGAUGGCACAGCAGCUUGCCCGAGAGCAAGGCAUCACCCUGCGUGGGAGCGCAGAAAUCGUGGCCGAGUUUUUUUCAUAUGGCAUUAACAGCAUUUUGUAUCAGCGUGGCAUUUAUCCGUCAGAAACUUUUACUCGAGUGCAGAAAUAUGGACUCACCUUGCUUGUAACUACUGACCCCGAGCUCAUAAAGUAUCUCAAUAAUGUGGUGGAGCAGCUUAAAGAAUGGCUGUACAAGUGCUCAGUCCAGAAGCUGGUGGUGGUCAUCUCAAAUAUUGAAAGUGGUGAGGUCCUUGAGAGAUGGCAGUUUGACAUUGAAUGUGACAAAACUGCAAAAGAGGAAGGUGUUCGUAGGGAAAAGUCCCAGAAAGCCAUACAGGAUGAAAUCCGUUCAGUGAUCAGACAGAUUACAGCUACUGUGACAUUUCUGCCACUGUUGGAAGUUUCUUGUUCAUUUGACCUGCUAAUUUACACUGACAAAGAUUUGGUGGUACCUGAAAAGUGGGAAGAAUCAGGACCCCAGUUUAUUACCAAUUCUGAAGAAGUCCGUCUACGCUCAUUUACUACCACAAUCCACAAAGUGAACAGUAUGGUGGCCUACAAAACACCUGUCAAUGACUGAAGAGACGAGACGACAGGAGCCUAGCAUGGCUGCCUUCCAAGAGGCCCAACAAGCAGCUGACUGAGACAGAAGCAGAUAAUUUACGUCCAACCAAUGAACAGAAUCUGGGCAACCCUGCAGUUGAAUUAGAGAAAGGCUGGAAGAAGUGCAGAAGGGCCAUCCCUUAGGAAGACCAGCUGUCUCAACUCACCUGGACCCCUGAGAUCUCUUAGACACUGAGUCACCAACCAGGCAGUGUAUACUAGCUGAUACAAGGCCCCUGACACAGCAGAGGACUGCCUGGUCUGGACUCAGUGAGAGAAGAUGACCUAACCCUUGAGAGACUUAAGGCCCCAGGGAAUGGGCAAACCUGGAGGGAUAGGUGGUAGGGACAUCCUCUUUGAGGAGGUGGGGUGGAAUAAGGAACUGUGGGAGGGGGAUAACUGGACUGCAAAAAAAAGAUUAAAGAUAAUUUAAAAAAAAAAAAAAAAAAAAAAAAAACCAUGGCAAGGCCUGAACUUACAUAAGUUAGAAGAUCUAGAAAAAUGGGCAUUGGGCCCAUGUAUUGGUUAUUCCUGGUUGUCAAUGUGACUAUAUAUGGAAUGAACUACAAUCCAGAAUUGGAGCUCAGACCUGUGAUCCAGAUCUUGAAGCAUAGUGACCAUGAAAGGCUUAGGCCCAGGCAAGGUAGUGUACACCUUUAAUCCCAGGAGAUUGAGGCAAGGAGAUCUCUUGAGUUCGAUGUCAGCCUGGGACAAAGCAAGUCCCAGAUCCAGGCAUGGUGGUAUGCACCUUUAAUCUGGGCCACACCUGCUAGAGGCCGAUGUAAGGACAUUGGAAAAAGGAAGAUUUACUCUGGCUCCUUGCAUUUACUUGCCAGCACAUCUGUUGAAACCUACUUCUACAGAAGACCAGAUUAAACAGCUAGCCAUGUAGGACUAAGCAACUACUAGAUUCUUGGACUUCCCAUCCACAGCUGCUGAUUGUUGGGUUAGUUGGACUACAGACUAUAAGUCAUCACAAUAAACUCCCUUAAUAUAGAAAGAGAUUCCAUAAGUUCUGUGACUCUAGAGAACCCUAAUACAGACCUUGUUCACACUGUGUUUUAUUAUUAUCAUUUUGAGUUUUUCAAACAUUUUUCCAAAAUGUUACCUUGUUCACUUACUAUGUUUUACUCUCCUGGCCAAGGCCUGAUGUGCUGAUUCUGUUUUCCAGCUUUUGUCAGCAGCGGGCAACCAAACUUAUAAGGAGUUUAGUCAUCUUCACUUUUUUUGUGGAGACCAUAAAAAAAUUAAGUUAUUAGAAAAUUGGGGGCUCUGGAGUUCCAGAAGCAGCAGGGAAGUGACCCAGAUAACAGUGAAUUGUCACAGAUAAUAGACAAAAAAAAGAGUGCUGAGUAGAAAUGCUUAGUCAUAGUUUCCCAUAAAGGAAAAGUAGACCUUCCCAGCACCUGCACAGUCCCUCCUGUGAGAAGCCCAAGGUCUUAAAGAAGCAGGAGUCUGUCAGUGGAGCUGCUUCGUACUCAGACCUGGAGUUGAGAACAUGCUGCUAUCAGUGGUUCAAGGGUAUCACAGCCAGUGGGGUAGAGGCUGGGGGUGAUCACCAAGGACAAGCAAACGUUUCAUGUGUAGAUUUUUUUUUUCUAUUCCAGAAGAAAAUACAAAACUAGACAUUGACCUGGAACUUAUUAUAUAUAGCACAGGGUAUUUUGAGAAUUUGUAACAUCCCUCCAACUCAGCUUUCCAAGGUUGGGAUUGCAGGCAUAAACUAUCACACAUUAGUGCUUCCUGCUUUCUGAUACAGUUUAAAUUAAUAAUGCAGUGUUUUCUCCACCAUCUAUUCCCAAGUGCUUCACCUUGUAAAACUAUGCAUGGAACUGUUAUGGUGUUCCUCCCUGAAUCAGGUAGUUAACUAUCUCUGAUUGUAACUGUUUUAAGUAUCUCCCACAAAUGAAAUCUUUAUAUUAGUCAUCUCUUGUCUGUUUUACUAUCUUGAUAUCCUCAAUGUUACCCAUACAGUAUAUUUAAGAAUUCCCUUUUGAGUAAGCAAUAUUAUGCUGUAUGGGUUUAAAUCAUACUGUAUCUGUUUGUCCAUCUGGAUGUUUGGGAUGUUUUCAUGUUUCAGCUAGUGUGAGUAUUGCAGUUGUGACUGGAUUAUACUUAGAGUUAAGUUGAUGCUUUUAAUCAAUUGGGGGAUAUAACCAAAUACAUUGCAGUAUUGAAUAAAAAUUCUGUUUUCCAAUUUUUUGAGGAACCAAUAUAAUUGGUUUCUAUAAUGGCUAUUGAGGAGAGUCAUGUCUCAUAACAGUCAAUUUGUGUGUGUGUGUGUGUGUGUCCUUGCUUGUUUUUCAUCUGUUCAGUACAUUACUCUGAUAAAGGUUUAAAGCCUCUCAAUGAUAUUGUUCUUUGAGGCCUUUCCAAUUUUUCAUUCUUGUGAUGGUUGGUAAGUGUUAUGGUUGCUAUGUCUGUUUUCUGUACUGACCCUGUAAAAUAUACCCUUUGUGUUUUGUCUUUCUGAAUGAAAGUCUUUUGCCUUGGGUUGGUUCAGCCAUCUUUGAUCUUCUGGUUGCACUACACCUGAAACGAUCUCA